Molecule: messenger RNA, 2034 nt
Organism: Mollisia scopiformis
Lineage: Eukaryota; Fungi; Ascomycota; Leotiomycetes; Helotiales; Mollisiaceae
Product: WD40 repeat-like protein
Exons: 2
Coding region: 1-2034 (677 amino acids)
Molecular function (GO): protein binding
Source: RefSeq, a predicted model, not a curated record
AUGGCGACACAAAUGCCGUCAGAGUCGAGGAUCGAAAGGGAUGGGGCUGAAGAGAUAGUUGAGGAAGGCGAACCUCCUUCUCUAGAGAACUGUGGUGAGGAUCAUUCGGAUCAAACCAUCACUCUGUCUUCGAACAGCAAGAUGGCGGGACAAAGCGUUACGCCGUUCCUGGCGAAGCACAUUCCUCAACAAUACGCUCCGCUUGGGAACCAACCUCUAGCUACGAACACCUCGCAGAAAGAUCCCAAUACAAAAUACUGCUAUCGGCAUCGACCGGACUCGAAAUGUAGGAGGACGGCAGAUGAACCGACAAUGGAGAAUCUACAAAGGGAACUCGAGACGUUGUCGCAAGCAGAUCAGCAAGGCAUAUCGCAUGUCUGGUCACUAUUCUCCGCUGCCCCAGCCAAACAUAGAAAUCUUAUGCUACAAGGCAUCCUGACGCAAUGCUGCUUCCCUCAACUAUCAUACCUCUCCGCCACAGUACGCGAUCUCAUUCGAAUCGACUUCCUCACAGCUCUACCCUCCGAAAUAUCCUUCAAGAUCCUAUGUUACCUCGACACAACCUCUCUCUGCAAGGCGGCACAAGUCAGUCAGAAGUGGAGGAUACUAGCCGACGAUGAUGUUGUCUGGCAUAAGAUGUGCGAGCAGCACAUCGAUCGCAAAUGCACAAAAUGCGGUUGGGGAUUACCCUUACUCGAACGAAAGCGACUACGAGAUUGGAAGCGUCAACAACAAUUGCGUGCGACAGGUCGUGGUCUAAAUGAAUGGUCUCCAAACCUAACUCCGGUACCGGAUGAUGUUACCAAUGGAGUGGUCAAAGCCUCAUCAUGCAUAAAGAGAGAUGCGGCUGCUGCUGCACUAUCUGAUGGAUUACUGAUCGCUUCGCCUGAAGGAACCAAGAGACAACGUAUGAAUGCGGAAGAUUCGUACUUUGUUGACAAACCAAAAUUUCGACCAUGGAAAGAUGUCUACAAGGAUCGAUUCAAGGUUGGGACGAAUUGGAAGUAUGGACGUGCGAAGAUAAAGUUGUUCAGAGGACAUUCGAAUGGAGUCAUGUGUCUUCAAUUCGAUGACAGUAUCCUCGCCACUGGUUCUUACGAUGCUACUAUCAAGAUUUGGGAUAUUGAGAGUCAGGAGUGUAUUCGAACCUUGAGAGGCCAUACCCAAGGCAUUCGAGCACUUCAAUUCGACGACACAAAACUCAUUAGUGGAAGUCUCGACGGGACUAUCAAGAUCUGGAAUUGGCGUACUGGAGAGUGUUUGUCUACUUAUACGGGACAUACAAAUGGUGUGAUUGGUCUUCACUUUGAUGGAAAUCUCCUCGCAUCAGGUUCUUCGGACAAGAGUAUUCGAAUCUGGAACUUCGAGGAUAAAUCCGUCUACUCACUCCGAGGACACACCGACUGGGUCAACUCAUUGAAACUCGACCUUCCUUCCCGAACCCUCUUCUCCGCCUCCGACGACUGUACCGUCCGUCUCUGGGACCUGGACACGAAACGAACCAUCCGCACUUUCGAAGGUCACGUUGGUCAAGUCCAACAAAUCACCCUCUUGCCCGCCGAGUACGAACCCGCAGACUUCGAACCCGAAGACGACGACGGCGCAAGUAGCACAGCCAGCACCAGCGACCUCAACGCCCCCAUCCAAAGCAAACCCCCCACCCAAACCUUCGACUCCUGGCCCUCAACCCGCUCCAGACCACCUCGUUACUUCGUAACCAGCGGUCUCGAUUCCACCAUCCGCCUAUGGGACGUCAAUACGGGCCGUUGUCUGAAGACUUUCUUUGGCCACGUAGAAGGUGUUUGGGCUCUCGCGGGCGAUACCCUGCGCGUUGUAUCCGGAAGCGAAGACCACACGAUCAAAGUCUGGGACGCGAGGACGGGGAAGUGCGAGAAGACGUUCUUUGGACCGACGGGGCCGGUGACUUGCAUCGGGUUGAGCGAUAGCGGGAUGUGUACUGGGAGCGAAGAUUGUGAGGUGAGGCUCUAUAGCUUUAAGUGUGAGGAUGAGGGGUCGGAGAGUGUCUCGCAAUAG